AUGGAGUGUGCAACUAAAAGCUUAGAUCAUGUUGGAUUGGAUGAUAAUAGUGAAACUCAGAAAUCAUUAGAAAUUCAUUUUUGGAUAAUUUCUAGUUGGCCAACAAUAAAAAGUAUAGAUUUAUUAGAAUGA
Molecule: messenger RNA, 132 nt
Organism: Cetraspora pellucida
Lineage: Eukaryota; Fungi; Glomeromycota; Glomeromycetes; Diversisporales; Gigasporaceae
Source: the annotation of a GenBank genome assembly